This is a messenger RNA of Loxodonta africana (African savanna elephant), 669 nucleotides long. RefSeq names its product guanylate-binding protein 6-like. Lineage: Eukaryota; Metazoa; Chordata; Mammalia; Proboscidea; Elephantidae. Gene Ontology annotation, molecular function: GTP binding; GTPase activity. The record is from RefSeq and is a predicted model, not a curated record. Bases 1 to 669 code for a protein of 222 amino acids. The transcript is spliced from 3 exons.
AUGGGCAAAUUUCUAGAAGCACACUGCCUACCUGAACUAAUACAAACAGAUGUAGAAAAUCUAAAUAAAUCCAUAACAAAAGAAGAGAUUGAAAAGUCGACACAUGCCUUUUCUGAAGGCUACCCCUUCAAUGAUUGCUCUUUUUCUAAUUUGGCAGGCAAUAAUCCCAAAAUCCAAAAUUCCAACCUGCCUAGAGAGUGUAUCAGGCAUUUCUUCCCAAAAUGGAAGUGCUUUGUCUUUAACUGGCCUACAAGUGACAAACUCUUAGUCCAUAUUGAAGAACUGUCAGAAGAGCAACUGGAUUAUAAUUUCCAGGUGCGAGCAAAGAACUCCUCUUCUUAUAUCUUCACCCACACAAAGACCAAGACCCUGAUACAGGGAAUCAUUGUCACUGGGAACUGGCUGAGGACACUGAUAGGGACCUAUGUGGGUGCCAUCAACAGUGGGAUGGUGUCUUGCUUGGGGAGCGCGAUAACAACACUGCCACAGCAUGAGAACUUGGCAGCCGUGCAGAAGGCAGCUGACCCCUACAGCAAGCAGAUGGCCCAGUGCGUGAGGCUCCCCACAGCCUUGCUCCAGGAGCUGCUGGAUGUGCAUGUGGCCUGUGAGAGGGAAGCCACUACACUCUUCAUGGAGCAUUCCUUCAAGAAUGAAAAUCAGGAGUUCUAG